Eupeodes corollae is the source of this 1796-nucleotide messenger RNA. RefSeq names its product tRNA (guanine(26)-N(2))-dimethyltransferase (gene Trm1). The coding region runs from base 102 to 1766 and encodes 554 amino acids. NCBI's taxonomy places the organism in Eukaryota, Metazoa, Arthropoda, Insecta, Diptera, Syrphidae. The record is from RefSeq and is a predicted model, not a curated record. Gene Ontology annotation, molecular function: RNA binding. Gene Ontology annotation, cellular component: nucleus. The transcript has 8 exons. Gene Ontology annotation, biological process: tRNA N2-guanine methylation.
GUUCUUCUGUAUUUUGUUGAUUUCAAAAAUCCUUUUGACUCUUGCCUUUAUUUAAGGCAAAUGUUUAAAUUAUUAUUAAAGUAAAUAAUCUUAAUAUAACAAUGGAAGGGUCAACAGACAAUAAUUCGACGGCAACAAAGAAUAUAACAGAAAACUCCGCCGAAAUAAUAUCUGGCGGUCAUGUAUUCUAUAAUCCUGUUCAAGAAUUCAACCGUGAUUUGAGUGUGUCUGUUCUUAACGUUUAUUUUAAACGACUUCAAAAAGAAAGAUUGGAACAAGCAUUGAAGAAGAAUAAAAAUAACGAAAACAACGUAGAUGGACAGGAGAAAACCUACGUUCCAGGACAAAAAUAUGAGGAUGGCAUGCGAAUACUUGAAGCCUUAUCUGCAACUGGAUUGCGAAGUAUUAGAUAUGCUAAGGAAAUUGCAGGAGUCCGAGAAAUAAUCGCCAAUGAUUUGUCCCAAAAAGCUGUUGAAUCAAUCAAAGAAAAUAUAAAACACAACAAUGUAGAACACCUGAUAAUUCCUAGCCAUGCAAAUGCAAUGACUCUUAUGUACCUCUCUACUGAGCAUGACAAACGUUAUGAUGCUAUUGACUUGGAUCCAUAUGGCUGUCCGAAUAUGUUCAUUGAUGGUGCAGUUCAGAGCAUCCGUCCUGGGGGCUUAUUGUUGGUGACAGCAACAGAUAUGGCAGUUUUGGCUGGCAAUACUCCUGAAGCUUGUUUUGUAAAAUACGGAUCGGUUCCUCUAAGAAAUAAGUCAUGUCAUGAAAUGGCCCUCCGAAUACUUCUAAGAGCUAUUGAAGGACACGCAAAUCGUUAUGGCAAAUACAUAGAACCACUGCUUUGUGUCUCAGCUGAUUUCUACAUUCGAAUAUUUGUACGCGUUCAUGUUAGCCAGGCAACAUGUAAAUACAGUAUAUGCAAGCAGUCUAUGAUAUAUCAAUGCACGGGUUGUGAAAUACUAACACUGCAGCCCUUAGGAGUAACUAAACCAAAUCCAAGUGAAAAUGCCCCAGAUCGAGUCAAAUUUGGUCUCCCAACUGGCCCUCAAGUGGGACCAAACUGUGCACAUUGCGGGCACAAGCAUCAUUUAGGUGGUCCAAUCUGGUCAGCUCCAAUCCACGACAAAACAUUCGUUCGUGAGCUGUUAGACGAAAUCCAAAAAGAACCACUUAGUAAACUAGGCACAAACCGUCGAUUGGUUGGAAUGUUGAGUGUAGUAGAGGAGGAACUCGAUGAUGUGCCGCUCUAUUAUUCACUGGACAAACUUUGUUGUGUCGUGAAAUUGGAAAUAAUGCCGAUUCUUAAGUUCCGUUCAGCCUUAUUGCAUGCCGGAUAUAAAGUAUCGUUCUCUCACGCCUGCAAGAAUUCUAUCAAGACGAAUGCACCAGCGUCUGUUGUUUGGGAUAUUCUACGCUGUUGGAAUGUAACUAAUCCGGUUAAAAAAGAUCGAAUGCUAGAUGGGACACCAGUUAAGGAGAUUCUCUGUGUUCCACCCAAGAUUCAGUAUGAAUUGAAUGAAAUCCAUCCUGAUGCAAAUCCAGAUAGUAGGAAAAAUGCUUUAUCAAGAUUUCCUGGAAAUCCAACUGCCCAUUGGGGACCGGGAACUAGAGCCACAAUUAUGAUUGGCGAAGAUAAGAUUGCGAAGAGUUUUAGAAAUCAAAAUAAAAAUAAGAAACAAAAGUCAACUUCCUCACCUAUGGAAGAAGGUGAAGAACAACAACAAUCAAAGCAUUUGAAAUUAGAAGAAGAACCUUCUUUAUAAAGUUUCUGUUCAUUUAAUUUUUUUUUUUAA